This is a messenger RNA of Aspergillus puulaauensis, 2058 nucleotides long. RefSeq lists its product as uncharacterized. The coding region runs from base 1 to 2058 and encodes 685 amino acids. The transcript is spliced from 3 exons. Lineage: Eukaryota; Fungi; Ascomycota; Eurotiomycetes; Eurotiales; Aspergillaceae. The record is from RefSeq and is a predicted model, not a curated record.
AUGGACUCGUCGACCCAGCGCGAAAGACAACGCAAUGUCUAUGGCUCCUUCCCCUUUGAUAACGAUGAACCAGACCCAUCUCGAGCGCUGGUCAACAGAAGGUUUCCUCCCAUGGUUGAAGCUCCUUUCGGCCAGAAUGCAUCCCUCGGAACCAGCAGAGAGCAGAGCACUGCAUCGCCCCCUUCCCCUCAGAGAGUUACCGUCGUCGGUAUACAAGAUUCUCCAACUAUGCAGAACAUUUGGAACCCUAAAUCAAGAAACGAUAUCACCGUCCACUUUGAGAUGGAGGUCGGCGAGGACCUCGAUAGUUGGCUGGAGGAGUUCUCCCGUCUCAAGAGGCUGGGCCACUUUCAUGCCGCCGAGCAAUAUUUCGAAGACAACCUACGCGAUUUCAGUGGCAUUCUACCGGUUGCGAUUGAGUAUGCCGAUAUGCUUGUGGAACAGGGUGCCUACAAGCGCCUGCGUCAAUUUAUAUCUUCUCACAGGGAACUACUAAAUUCUGUAGAACGAGCUGACCCAAUGCAUUCCGCUGCCACCCUGGGGGAAGCAUAUGGCAAAGUGCGAUUGAUCGAACAAGACAUGCGAUCCAUAGCGAAACCAUCGGAAAAGCCGGUUGCGUCUCUAGAUUCGUCCGAAAUUCAAGUCAUUCGAUACGCUUUGAGAAUACUAUCAAAAGUAGAGAGGGAGACAGACCUCGUCCCUGAGAGACAGUUCAACUACUGGUCGAACUGGGGUCACUUAUAUAGACCCCUUGUUGCAGCAAGUCAAAUAUCAGAUGCGAGGGACCUCAUCAUCGCUUCAAUAGAGGCUGAAGGUACACCGAAUACGUGGAAUAUCAUGUUCCAAAUGGAUGUCCACUCUACACACGCAUUCAACCGCCUCCUCGGUGACUGGAACAUGGCACAUUAUGAUGAAUCAACAUAUUUAGCCAUUCUUGACAUCCUGGUGAGCGUAAUAUGUGAUUUGUGCUCGUUUUCGGUCACCUUACCAGAAAGAGAGCAUUUAACUACCGCGGAACGAUGUCUACAGCAUGCGCACAGCGUGGCUAUCUGCCUGAAGGAAAACAGCCCAGAACUGAUUAAAUCCCGCCCGUAUCUUCGUUGGGUUCUGGCCAAGUCUGAGCUGGAAAGGAAACUGAGUCCUGGUGAGGUGAAUCUGCACAGUCAUCUUAGUGCUUUCUCCGGCUUGGUUAUUUGGAUGAAUAGCCUUCCCAUAUACGUCCCAAUUAAGUCAGAAAACCCGCUUUGGUGCCCGGGUCUAGGAGAACACGAGCAAACCCCAGCUUCCCCAAAUGAGCUUUUAGAGGCCGCUGUUGGCACCGCAUGCGAGCUGGGAGAUUAUAGCACUGAGAUAGCUUGCCUCACCGAGCUGAUUUGUUGCUCCUCUGGUGCACUGGACGUACUGGGAGAGCGGUUUGAUCGCAUACGGAAUCUGCAACUCAAUUCGCAAGGCAAUAUUCUUGACUGCCAGCAGACAUGUCUGACGCGGUACCUCACCACUACUACCAAUCAGGCACGCCGGGAUCUGGUCGCUGAAAUCAGAGAACUGAAGGGCUUUAAAACUGGCGAUUAUUCUCUCAGAGAGUGGUGCACGUUAGUUAUAGAGGACGCACUCUGCUUCUCUCUGGGGGACAUUGUAGAUAAAUCCCCGGCCGUCCUCGAUGAGGGAUUCUCGACCUACCUCCCCCAAUACAUCAAGGAUCAAAUCAUACAUCGGGGGUUAGAAAAGAUAUAUAGUCUGCACCUCAACCACGACAAAGCCAACUCAAGCGGUACCCACCGGUCCAACGUACGCAGCUUAUCACCUGAGCCACCUUUAGCAUACUCAAGACGACCAUCAUACGAACGCGUGCGACAUAGAGAUCCAAGACCCGGUGUUGCUGGGAUGGGGGGCGAAGACUCUGGCAUCGCCCCUUCGAGUGAAGACGACCUGACCGACACCGCAGUCAUUGGGGUCUCGGCCUCGCCUCGAGACAUGAGAUCUUUCAGCCCUCCAAGAAGAGUCCUUACAAGACGUAGCACAGUAGAAAGUGUUAGUGACGAAUGUGACGACCCAUGA